Entamoeba dispar SAW760 is the source of this 2031-nucleotide messenger RNA. Its product is annotated as threonyl-tRNA synthetase, cytoplasmic, putative. Gene Ontology annotation, molecular function: threonine-tRNA ligase activity; ATP binding. Lineage: Eukaryota; Evosea; Mastigamoebida; Endamoebidae. The transcript has a single exon. The record is from RefSeq and is a predicted model, not a curated record. Gene Ontology annotation, cellular component: cytoplasm. Bases 1 to 2031 code for a protein of 676 amino acids. Gene Ontology annotation, biological process: threonyl-tRNA aminoacylation.
AUGGCUGAACAACAAGAACCAAUUAUUGAUUGUAGCGCUGCAUUAGAAGGAAGAUUAAAUUAUUUUAAUGAACUUGAGAAAAAAUAUAAAGAAGAAGAAUUAAAGAAAUCUAAAGAAAUUACAAUCAAAUAUAAGGAUAUGACAUUCCAAGGUAAAUCAUUUGUUACAUCACCACAAGAAUUUAUUAAAGACCUCGUUGAAAAAGGAGAAAUUACAAAAGAAAAUCCAGUUUUUGUUGCCAAAGUUAAUGGUAAAUUAUGGGAUCUUACUAGACCAUUUGAAGAAGACUCUACUGUUGAAUAUCUUGGUUUUGAUAAUCAAGAAGCUCAUGAUGUUUUUUGGCAUUCAUCUGCUCAUCUUCUUGGAGAAGCUAUGGAAACACAAUAUAAAUGUUAUCUUCAUACAGGACCAGCAACUGCCAUUGACUUCUUUUAUGAUUGUAAAAUGAAUGGAGCUAUUUCUGCUACUGAUUUUAAAAAGUUACAAAGCCUGAUUGAAGGAUAUGUUAGAGAACAUCAAGUCUUUACUAGAAUUGAAAUUACUAAAGAAGAGGCUUUAAAAAUGUUUGCUUAUAACCCAUAUAAGGUUAAAAUUAUUGAAAAGUUACCAGAAGGAUCCACUAUUACUGCUUAUAAAAAUGGUUCUUUUGUUGAUCUUUGUAGAGGACCACAUUUAGCUAAUGCUGCUAGUAUUAAAGCUAUUAAAAUUUUAUCUUCAGGUUCAGUUCAUUUGGAUGGAACUGCAACUGGAGAUUUAUUACAAAGAGUUCAUGCUGUUUCAUUCCCAACAAAGGAUUUAUUAAAAGAGUAUAUUAAAAGAGCAGAAGAAGCAGACAAACGAGAUCAUAGAUUAAUUGGAAGACAACAAGACCUUUUCUUCUUCCAUGUUCUUUCACCAGGAAGUUGUUUCUGGUUACCACAUGGAACAAGAAUUUAUAAUAAAUUAGUUCAAUUAAUAAGAUCUGAAUACAGAGUUCUUGGAUAUCAAGAAGUUAUUACCCCAAAUAUUUUCCUUUCUACUUUAUGGGAAACUUCUGGACAUUGGCAACAUUAUAAAGAUGAUAUGUUCUCUUUUGAAUGUGAAAAACAAACUUUUGCUCUUAAACCAAUGAAUUGUCCAGGACAUUGUGUUAUGUUUGCUAGCAAAAAGAGAUCAUAUAGAGAGCUUCCAUUAAGAUAUGCUGAAUUUGGUGUAUUACAUAGAAACGAAUUAACAGGAGCACUUCAUGGACUUACAAGAGUAAGAAGAUUUGUUCAAGAUGAUUCACAUAUUUUCUGUACAAUGGAUCAAAUUGAAUCAGAAGUUACUGGAGUUUUAAAUUUAAUGAAAAAAAUAUAUAAAAUAUUUGGAUUUAAGACUGAAAUUGCUUUAAGUACAAGAAAUGAAAAGAAAUUUAUGGGAGAAAUUGAAACAUGGAAUAAAGCAGAAGCAAUGUUAACUCAAGUACUUAAUGAUUCUCAUUUACCAUUUGUUAUUAAUCCAGGAGAUGGAGCAUUUUAUGGACCAAAGAUUGAUAUUAGAAUUGAAGAUGCACUUGGAAGAAAACAUCAAGUAGCAACUGUUCAAUUAGACUUCCAAUUACCAUUAAGAUUUAAAUUAGACUAUAUGAGUGAAGAUCCAAAUCAACCAUUAAAAACACCAGUUAUGGUUCACAGAGCAGUUUUAGGAUCAAUUGAAAGAUUUACUGCUAUUUUAACAGAACAUCUUGCAGGUAAAUGGCCAUUCUGGUUAUCACCAAGACAAGUUAUGGUAUGUACAGUUUCAGAGAAGUAUAAUGAGUAUGGAGCUAAAAUUACUAAAGAAUUAAAUGAUGCAGGAUUUUAUGCAGAUCUUGAUGAUAGUGAUAAUAAAUUACCAAAGAAAAUUAGAAAUGCUCAAGUUGCACAAUAUAACUUUAUAUUAGUUAUUGGAGAAGAAGAAUUAGUUUCUAAUUCAGUUAAUGUUAGAACUAGAAAAAGUAAAGUUGAAGGAAAAGUAGAAUUUAGUGAAUUCAUUAAACAUUUAAAACAACUUGAAGCUGACAAACAAUAA